This is a messenger RNA of Benincasa hispida (wax gourd), 2774 nucleotides long. RefSeq names its product cyclin-dependent kinase C-2-like. Gene Ontology annotation, biological process: protein phosphorylation; positive regulation of transcription elongation by RNA polymerase II. The record is from RefSeq and is a predicted model, not a curated record. Gene Ontology annotation, molecular function: RNA polymerase II CTD heptapeptide repeat kinase activity; ATP binding. Lineage: Eukaryota; Viridiplantae; Streptophyta; Magnoliopsida; Cucurbitales; Cucurbitaceae. Gene Ontology annotation, cellular component: nucleus; cyclin-dependent protein kinase holoenzyme complex.
UAAACUCCAGGGUUAAUUAAAAUAAAAAAUAAUAGUUGUGGAUAUUUUUUUUUUUUACCGGAAAGAGAUAAUUUUGCUCUCCCUCUGACACUCUCUCUUGUUUCUUAUCCGGCGACGGUUGCAGCACGCAGGAGCAGCAGUGUCCGACGGUUUGCGACCGUAACAGCGCGUCUUCUUCUCCGGCGUACCGUGCGCAAGUGGCGAAGCAGUACCCACGACGGUGAUUCGCGACCCAUCUCCUCAUCUAUCGCGGCGGCGGCAGCGUGUUUCGGCCCUAGCCGGCGCGUUUAGGCUCAUAGCGGCGUGACGAUAUUAACACCCACGACCCGACGACUUCAGAUCUGCAAGAUUGGGUUCCUUCGAACACUUUCAAGCAAGGAGUUAUUUUCAGCAAGAUUGAGGCAGUAACAAUCAGUAGGGUCCUAAGGCAAGACUAUGGCUAUAACGGCCCCAGGGCAGCUCAAUGUUAAUGAGUCCCCUUCGUGGGGAUCUAGAAGCGUCGAUUGCUUUGAAAAACUGGAGCAGAUUGGCGAAGGCACUUAUGGUCAAGUUUACAUGGCCAGAGAAUUAAAAACAGGUGAAAUUGUUGCACUGAAGAAAAUACGAAUGGAUAAUGAGAGGGAGGGGUUCCCUAUUACUGCCAUUCGAGAAAUCAAAAUUCUAAAGAAGCUCCAUCAUGAAAAUGUAAUCAAGUUGAAAGAGAUCGUGACAUCUCCAGGUCCUGAGCAGGAUGAACAAGGGAAGCCAGAUGGUAACAAGUAUAAAGGUGGCAUCUACAUGGUUUUCGAGUACAUGGACCAUGAUUUGACAGGUCUUGCUGAUCGUCCAGAGAUGAGGUUUUCAGUUCCCCAAAUCAAGUGCUACAUGAGGCAGCUUCUCACAGGGCUUCACUAUUGUCAUGUAAAUCAAGUACUGCAUAGGGAUAUAAAAGGCUCAAAUUUGCUUAUUGACAAUGAUGGAAAUCUGAAGCUUGCAGAUUUUGGGCUUGCCCGGUCGUUUUCUAAUGAUCACAAUGCAAAUCUAACAAAUCGCGUCAUUACCUUAUGGUACAGACCGCCUGAGUUGCUGCUUGGGUCAACAAAAUAUGGUCCAGCUGUAGACAUGUGGUCUGUUGGUUGUAUUUUUGCAGAGCUUCUACAUGGGAAGCCAAUAUUCCCUGGCAAGGACGAGCCGGAGCAAUUGAAUAAGAUCUUUGAGCUAUGUGGUGCUCCAGAUGAGGUCAAUUGGCCUGGGGUUUCAAAAAUCCCUUGGUACAACAAUUUGAAACCCACAAGGCCGAUGAAGAGACGUCUUAGAGAAGUUUUCAGGCAUUUUGAUCGUCAUGCUUUAGAAUUGUUGGAGAAGAUGCUCACUCUUGAUCCUUCUCAGAGAAUUGCUGCGAAGGAUGCCCUAGAUGCAGAGUAUUUUUGGACAGAUCCAUUACCUUGCGACCCUAAGAGUUUACCCAAGUAUGAAGCAUCGCACGAGUUCCAGACAAAGAAGAAGCGUCAACAGCAACGACACCAUGAAGAAACUGCAAAGCGACAGAAGUUACAACACGCACAGCAUGGUGGACGUCUUCCACCUAUUCAGCAGUCGGGGCAAGCUCAUGCGCAGAUGCGACCAGUAGCUAACCAGCCUAUUCAUGGGUCUCAACCUCCAAUUGCCGCAGGGCCUAGCCAUCAUUUUGGGGGGAAGCCUCGUGGACCCCCAGGUCCUGGUAGGUAUCCCUCAGGUGGAAAUCCUUCUUCUGGAUACAACCACCCGAGUCGUGGUGGUCAAGGUGUGGGUGGUUAUGGCAACACACAAUAUACUCAAGGACGAGGUGCACCAUAUGGAUCUGGUAACAUUUCUGGUGCUGGUCCCCGAGGUGGGGCUGGAGGUGGUGGUUAUGGUGUGGGAGCUUCAAGUUACCCACAGAAUGGUCCAUAUGCUGGUAGUUCUGGUACUGGCCGUGGCUCCAAUGUGAUGGGUGGAAACAGAAACCAGCAAUAUGGGUGGCAACAGUGACAGAAUAUAGCUGUAACGUGCAUUUGCCUCUUCAAAAAGUACGUAAUUGAUCAGACAUAACAUAGCGUUUUCAGCUUGUACCACCUUAUUAUCACUAAUCCUGUCAAAAAUGAUUGGUCAGUUUAAUUAUCGUACAAUGGUCAGUGGAAAGGCGUGGGUGCUUUUAAGCUUCGCAAAAUUAGUGUAUGCACGGUGGUACAGCUUUUCCUGUAAUUUUUCUUUGCGUUGUUUUAUCAAAGCAACUUAGAAACAGGGCUUUCUGUGAGAAGGUACCACAAGCAUAUCGUCUGCAAAAUAUUCUUUGUUCCUGAAGGCUGAAGGAAAUGAGACGUGUUUUUUGCAGCUUGAUAUGAGAGGUGGUCAGGAAGCAUUACUUGAUAUGAUUGCAAAUUUUCUUCCUGCCAAAUCAGACCGAGCUUCCUCAGAUCGUUCCUCUGUAAUGAAUUGCUCCCUGUUAUGCAACAAAAGUGGAACUGUUUUGUUGUCCUGUAAGCUUUUAGUUUUUUACUGGGCCUGUUUGUUAAAUUAGUGCUCAGCGAACGCAAGUAAUUCACUAUUUCUUAGAGAAUUAAUACUGUUCUAUAAGUUCUUAAAGUAGUCGGGUGCUUAUGUCAGGUCAAGUUUAAUUCUUGAAACAAGUCUGUAGUUUAGCUUUUCAAGGAACAGGUUUAUAAAGUUUCGUGGAAGGCUUUGGAUCAAAGGAAACCUAAUUUCUAUUGUUGAUCUUGAUCCAAUAUGGCUUGAGAUUCUUCAUAAUAUAUAAUGUGGCCCUUCAGACUUCUCAA